AUGCAUAACUUAGUGGCGACGUCUCUAAAUAUUCGAGCCUAUGGCGACAUUGGUGUUGUGCGUAAGUGCAGGACGGAUGACGGCACAUGGGUUGCUUCCGACCACCGACCACCGACCACCGACUACUUUCUCCUGCAAGUAUUGUCACAUCAUGUCUUCCGCCACGAUCCUAGCCAACCCACGGAUCUCGCGGGUAGCUUGGCCGAUGCCUUUCAUCCUCAUCUCGCACUUAUCCUGGCCGACUAUCUCCGAAAGCUCAGCUCAGCCCUUCCUUGUGCAUAUCGUCAUCGUAGUGGUAUUUUUGUCGUUAACGCAGGCAUCUUCUGCGUGUCGGACUGA
Molecule: messenger RNA, 339 nt
Organism: Pyrenophora tritici-repentis Pt-1C-BFP
Lineage: Eukaryota; Fungi; Ascomycota; Dothideomycetes; Pleosporales; Pleosporaceae
Source: RefSeq, a predicted model, not a curated record